Messenger RNA from Macrosteles quadrilineatus (aster leafhopper), 591 nucleotides. RefSeq lists its product as uncharacterized. NCBI's taxonomy places the organism in Eukaryota, Metazoa, Arthropoda, Insecta, Hemiptera, Cicadellidae. The record is from RefSeq and is a predicted model, not a curated record. Bases 1 to 591 code for a protein of 196 amino acids. The transcript has 4 exons.
AUGACAGGCUGGUGGUGGGGUGGAGGGGGUAGGUUUGCUGCUAGGAGGGGAGCAGGGCGAGCACGCAGGGCUGCUGUUCUCUCAGUCUGUGAUUCCACAGCUUCCCAAGUGUUUCUUCAGACCACGAUGCGGACCGUGGCAGAAGCUCUGUUCUGGUGCUCCUUGAUCAACCUCCAGUCAGUCCUCACCCUCCAAGCUUCUUCCUUCCCCAGCAACCCUUUCCCAGGACCCUUCCCCAAGCUGACCAAGAACUUCAUCUUCUCCACGACCAGCGUACUACCGGAGGAUCUGGAGGUUUCAGUUCUCAUACCUUCCAGCAGCAACUCCACAUAUCUCCACCUCCAUCACGCCAAUGGUCCACUCACUCUCAUCAUCAGACCGUGCAGUGGAAUUGUCAACUCCACCGUCUACCACAUACCCCAGUCAAACACUUCAGGCUUCUUAAAGGACUAUAUAGGAGGCAGAUCGGAGUCAUCUCUGGCCAUGUCUCGGGGGAGGUCCCAGCACGUCUACUCUUGGGCCUCCGCCCCAGCGGGUCUCUACCUUCUGGACCUCGUGGCCGAGGACCAUCACAUUCCAGAUACAUCCUGA